AUGAGUCACCAAAAAGAUAUGAAAGAGGCUCCGCUGCAAGACGAUGACGCUCAGCUGGCCGCGAUGGGCCAUAAGGCGGAGUUAAAACGUCAAUAUUCCAUGUGGUAUGAUCGGCGCCAGGAUAGUCCAAACCUACGAUAUACUCACCCGCAGUUUAGGUCAAUGCUGGGGCUGGCUUUCGCCGUGCUUAACUCGUGGACUGCCCUGUCAGCAAGUCUAUCGAUUAGUUUAACGUCCGGGGGAAGUACCAGUGUGAUUUGGGGUUUGGUCACCGCCGGCUUUUGCAACUUGUGCAUUGCCUCGUCACUUGCAGAGUUUCUUUCGGCUUACCCAACGGCCGGGGGACAAUAUCACUGGGUGGCAGCUAUCGCUUGGCCAAAAUGGGUUCCCAUUCUGUCCUGGGUUACAGGGUGGAUCAAUGUAGCUGGAUGGGUUGCUCUAGUCGCUACAAACUCUCUCCUUUCCAGUCAACUUAUUGUGGGCUGCAUCUCAGCUAUGCACCCGAGCUAUGUGGCUCAAAGAUGGCACCAGUUUCUGAUUUAUAUCGGCCUAACCAUGGGAGCAUUUGUGAUCAAUGCUUUCAUGAAUUCUAUUCUGCCAUGGAUCUACCGCGGUGCCUUUACGUGGUCCAUCGGUGGAUUCGCGAUCGUGUCUAUCACCGUCCUCGCCUGCGCGUCGCCUGAUUUCAACUCAGCCUACUUCGUGUUCUGCGAUUUUGUGAACACCACUGGAUGGCCUGAUGGUGUCGCCUGGUUACUUGGCCUGCUCCAAGGAGGUCUUGGUGUCACCGCUUUUGACGCGGUUGCCCACAUGAUUGAGGAGGUCCCAAAUGCAUCGGUUGAGGGGCCCAAGAUCAUGGUGUCAUGUGUGGGCAUCGGUACCUUUACUGGCUGGGUCUUCUUGGUUGUUCUUCUAUUCGUUGCUGGAAAUAUGGAACAGGUGACCACCUCGGCAGCUGGCCCUCUUCUACAAAUUUUCAUUGAUGCGACGAAGAACAAGGCCGGUGCGAUAUGCUUAUUGAUGCUGCCUCUUGUCUGUUUGAUCCUAGCCAUUCUGAGUGUAAUGACCACCAGUAGUCGAAUGAUCUUCGCUUUUGCACGUGAUGGAGGUCUUCCCGCAUCUCGAUUCUUUGCAACUGUCCACCCUAAACUCAAGCUUCCUCUCAACGCGCUCAUGUUGACCGUCGCUGUAGUGAUCAUCUUCGGUUGCAUUUUCCUCGGUUCUACAAGUGCUUUCAAUGCUAUCAUCUCUGCCGCCGUUGUGGCUCUGGACCUCUCCUACGCCAUGCCUAUUCUCGUCAAUUGCUUGCAAGGACGUCGGGCUCUUCCAGAGCGAAAAUGGAAGCUGCCCAACGCUGUUGGCUGGUUUUUUGACAUUGUAUCGCUCGCCUAUAUCGCUCUGACAACUGUCCUCUUCGUUUUCCCUCCGUCAAGCACUGUUACUGGAAGCAGCAUGAACUACGCCAUUGCUGCCUUUGCCAUCAUUAUUAGCAUCUCCGCCUUCCAGUGGGUUGUGGAUGGCCGUAAGAACUUUACCGGCCCUCGAGUGGAUCUCACGAUUGAUUCCCUGCACGCUGUACAUACAACCGAGGAUCCAGAGCCAACAGUGCACGAGAAGUAG
Molecule: messenger RNA, 1620 nt
Organism: Penicillium macrosclerotiorum
Lineage: Eukaryota; Fungi; Ascomycota; Eurotiomycetes; Eurotiales; Aspergillaceae
Exons: 18
Coding region: 1-1620 (539 amino acids)
Biological process (GO): transmembrane transport
Cellular component (GO): membrane
Molecular function (GO): transmembrane transporter activity
Source: RefSeq, a predicted model, not a curated record